Trifolium pratense (red clover) is the source of this 678-nucleotide messenger RNA. RefSeq names its product suppressor protein SRP40-like. The transcript has 4 exons. Lineage: Eukaryota; Viridiplantae; Streptophyta; Magnoliopsida; Fabales; Fabaceae. The record is from RefSeq and is a predicted model, not a curated record. The coding region runs from base 1 to 678 and encodes 225 amino acids.
AUGUCUGACUCGGCCAAAUCUUCACCAACAGAGACAGAUGUUGUACCAUCACCACAAAUGGCGAUAAAUGCUAUUCCUCUCAACACCAUACCUGCCACAAGUCCAACGAUGAGGAGAAAAUCUGUUGCAAAGAAGGCUAAAUCAUCGCGAACGAAUACAAAUCCUUCCUCUCCCGCUGCAAUUAAAACACGUAAAGGCAAGAAAGGGAAAGGUGAAUCGAGUAAGCCUUUUACAAUGUCUGAACUUCACAUUGAUCCACUACCAUCAAGUGGUGUUGCAACGCCUGUCUCCAAUCCUACAGUUGAAAAUGUUACUGCAUCUGGUAAGAUUUCUGUUAAUUUAGGUCUUAAUACACCAAAAUCUGAUAAAACCCUAGGUGUAGAGACCUCUGAUAUGUCUGAAAAUUUGGGGAAAAGUGCUACUGAUAAAGAAACUGUUCCUGAUAAAGCUGUGAAUGAUAAUCCAGAAGUUAUACUUGUUAAUGAAACUACUACCAGUGAUAAGGCUAUUCCUGCACAUUCUGAAGCUAGUGCUGAGGAGGCUGCUGAGACUGUUGAGGGUGAGCCAGAUGGACAAGAAGGUGAAGGAACUAGUGGCUCUGAGGAUGGCUCUGAGGAUGAGAUGGAGGACUCUGAUGAAAAUGUUCUCACAUCUGGACUGUUGACUGUUUUUGCAUGA